Molecule: messenger RNA, 2748 nt
Organism: Kickxella alabastrina
Lineage: Eukaryota; Fungi; Kickxellomycota; Kickxellomycetes; Kickxellales; Kickxellaceae
Product: actin interacting protein 3-domain-containing protein
Exons: 1
Coding region: 70-2493 (807 amino acids)
Biological process (GO): establishment of cell polarity
Cellular component (GO): cell tip; cytoplasm
Molecular function (GO): cytoskeletal regulatory protein binding
Source: RefSeq, a predicted model, not a curated record
UUUUCCAAAAAAACUUCAAUUUAUAGUCACAAUUACAAUUUAAAACACCUAUAGUGGAAACAAAAAAUUAUGAACAGAGACUACACAAACUACAGCGGCCACGCCAGCCAGUCACCCGAGCCCCGCGAGCAUCACCCAGGUUCAGGCUACGUCUCUCCGAACACACGCCAGGUGCCCUCAAUGCAGCGCAAUUACGGAAACGCCUACGCCUCGGGAAACUACGGCGUGGCUAACGGCAGUCUGCGAAGCACACGCACCUCAGUCAGCAGUGGGCAGGCAUACGGGCGCAGCGACCAGCCCAUUCCACGGCCACCGCAGGGCUCCCUAAGACGCGCUCACCUUGGCGCCUUCGAAGACAACGCAUACGCGGCCCAGCACCUGCAGCCCUACAUUCCGGAUGCCAGCGAGAGGCGAACACCGGACCUUUACGCACAGAAUGAUGCAUACCGCCGGUCCGGGCAGCUAGAGGGCGCACGUGCCACGCCGCCGCCGCCGUUACCGCCUAUUGUGACGUCGUAUCCGGAAACCGACUACCAUUCGUCUCGCUCGGUGAAUGUGCGCAAGUACCGCAUGGACGAGCAGGAGGACAGGCCGGUAGCUAGCCAGGUGGACCAGCUUCAGCAGCAGCAGCGGUUUGCGCGCAGGGGCAGCACGGCGAGCAACCAGUCGGCCGGCUACGAGCCCCGAGCCCUCCGCGAGAGCUUGUCCCCAGGCUCCACUGGCGCCCUCAGCAGUGCACGCUUGAUUCCGGGCGACGCGUCCCGCAAGUCACCCGCCCCGCAGCGCUUGUAUCCAUCGCAGCGAGUGGAGUUUGGCUACUCCAGCCCCGUAAGGGCCAUUCUGGCGCAGUCGCCCGAGCGGGACGAGAUUGCCGACAUUAUUGCUGACAUGAGCAAGACCCGCAUGGGGCCAGGCGAGGACAAUGAGAACGGCGACAAGCGAGCAGGCAGCGUUUAUUUGCAGCUUGGCGAUGACAUGAAGCGCGCGAAGCUGGUCGAGAAGCAGCCGUCCAUGACGACGCUCAUGAACCUGUUUAUCGAAAAGUACCAGGGCCGCUUGGCUGAGGACCCCAAGGCUCUGCCCUCGAUAUAUGUCAAGGACGCGAAAACCGGCAUUUUCUACGAACUCGAGGACACGCGCGACGUUGUCGAUGGGUCGGUGCUCAGCUGGCGGACGCAACCGCUCGUCGACGCCGCUCGCUCUGUGGGAUCGCCCUUGCAGGCAGCUGACCGAUCGCCUGACAUUGCACCUGCGGAAGCGAGUGGAAAGGAGUUGCGAACGCAGCAGGAACUCGAUAGCCUUGCAUCCAUUGUCAAGGCGCUCUCUGAGACCGUGUCGCAGCUCCCAGGGCAGCUGCGCGAUGAGAUAAGGGCGGCGUCCGCAGACUACAAAAAGCACACAGACGAAGUCCUCAGUGCAGCGGUCAAGGCGCAAGCAGCUGUCAACAGGACCAGCGCAGCCUUUGUCAGCCCUGCACCCGCCAUUGCGAUGGACUUUGAUGAUACAGAGGCGACCCGGCCGGGGCUUUUGCGCAGCGCCAGCCUGCCAGCCGUGCACAUGGCAGAGAUGGACGAGCUGAGGGACAAACUGCGGAGGGCCGAGCAGACGCUGGCCAUCGAGCGCCAGGCGCACAGAGAGGCUGAGACGCGCGCGAGCGAGGAUAAGGAGGCCAUGUCGGCGGAGCUGGCCAAGCUCAAGAGCGACGUUUCCCGGCACCCGAACCUUCUGCGCGUGCGCAUUGAGGAGGGCAAGGCGAUGCUGAAGAGCGAGUACCGGUUGCUUAAUGUGCGCUUUGAGGACCUGGAUGCAAUGAUCCAGGGGAUGCGCAAGGACGUGGCCCAGCGUGGCUCUAUCCCCUCGACGCUCAUUAUGAAGAAUGCCAAUGCCGAGCGCAAGGGCAUUGAGUCUGGCACGCGCAAGCUUAUCAAGUUUAUCAAUGAGACUCGGUCGGAUUGGAAGCGCACGUGGGAGGAGGAGCUCCAGAAUAUCUUGAAGGAGCAAAGCUUUGUCAAGGACGUUGAGCAGAUGCUGGGUGAGCUCGCCGACGACAACAAUAUUUUAGGGGAUGUCCUUAAUAAGCUCGAUAAGAUCAUUGACCUGAAGCUCGAGGAGCGGGCGAAGGGCGAUUAUGCCAGCAAUGCUGCUGCCAAGUUCAUUGACGUAGUCUCUGCCGACGAGGCCGUGGAUGCGAAAAAGGACUUUUUGAUGCAGAUUUCCUGCGUUGACAUUGACCAUGCGCGGAGGCUGGAGGCCCUGGAGGCCGCGGAGAAGCUGCGCCAGCAGGAAUUGGCAUUUAAAGUCAACGAGUUUGAUGAGGAGCUGUCGGAGUUUGUCACUUUGCUCAAGCUUCGUAAGACUGGCGGUACUGAGGAGUUGGAGCGCAGGAGGGCGGAGAAGGAUGUUGAGGUCAUGAAGGAAAUGCUCAAGAGUGUGGAGGAGGCUGAGCAGGCACGCCGGGCGAAACUUGCCCAGCGCAAGCAAGGCAAGAAGUAAGAAUAUCAUUUUAAAAAUAUACACGAAGCAAGAAGCAUAAACUAAUUGAAUAAAGUAAUGGUUAAUAAUUUAGCAUGAAAAGAUAAAACAAUUACCAAAUCCGACACAUUCAUAACGUUGGGGAAUAAAAAAGGUGGAGGAGUACAAGAUAUUGUGUAUUUAUAUUCCCCAAAGUACAUCUUUAAAAAAGGCAAUAUGUUAUCAAAAGUUGAAUAUUGGUGUAGAUGUGUUGCUGUUGGGAAAGAUAGAAAUAGC